This is a messenger RNA of Lindgomyces ingoldianus, 735 nucleotides long. RefSeq lists its product as uncharacterized. The transcript has a single exon. Lineage: Eukaryota; Fungi; Ascomycota; Dothideomycetes; Pleosporales; Lindgomycetaceae. The coding region runs from base 1 to 735 and encodes 244 amino acids. The record is from RefSeq and is a predicted model, not a curated record.
AUGCACUCACCGGCGUCGUCUCAGAUUUUCGAGCGUAACGUGCAAGAAAGCGUGGGCGAGCUGUCACCUGCCAUCCCCGCACAUAUCCAAACGGAAGACCAUAUACCGCCAGUCUUGGAGGCAUCGUCGUUGGCAAUCACCGACGACCAUUUGAACCCAGAUGAGGUGGAGAUUGUUAUGCAUUCGGCGCACCAGCCCGCCUCAGCUACCGUUGCUGGCAGCAUGACUGAUUCGAUGUAUUCUCCCUCGCAGGAUGAUUUUCCCAUUUCAGGACACCUAGAUUAUGAGGACUCUGCGUCCAACUACGGGUCACUGGACACCACCGAUGUGCGACGUCUGAGCUUUAUUUCAUUUGCGGAUGUCGUCCAAGCUGAACAUGUUGAGGACAACCGAAACGCAAUGCAAUUCAUGAGCCUAUCGUCCACAGCCAACCGGUCUCCAUCUCCAGUGCGGUCCCCCACCUCAUCCCAUGGUUUCAGUGCAUCUCCGCCUACGAGUGGAGCCACAUCAGAAAAGGGCGCCGAAUUGGUGUCUCCCAAAGGCGCUCGGGCUCCCGGCAGCCCUACAACGACUCAUGGCACCCAUAGCCCCCCAUUGGGCGGUGAAUUGCAGAUUGAAACCAUGCGCCAAGCGCUGCGGAAGACAGGCAGCGGCGAUCUCAGCGGCGCACGGAGCCAGCCACUGAGCGCUGUCAGUCUGGAAGACAACGCGGCCGACCUGCCUCCAUUUAAAUAA